Messenger RNA from Perca fluviatilis (European perch), 1221 nucleotides. RefSeq names its product CKLF-like MARVEL transmembrane domain containing 3 (gene cmtm3). The record is from RefSeq and is a predicted model, not a curated record. Bases 213 to 731 code for a protein of 172 amino acids. NCBI's taxonomy places the organism in Eukaryota, Metazoa, Chordata, Actinopteri, Perciformes, Percidae. Gene Ontology annotation, cellular component: membrane. The transcript has 5 exons.
GGGGGCAUCGCAUUUCACAUCUGUAGAAAGCAGAUGUUGCGCUUUUGGGAAGCUCGCGCUGCGUUUCCGCGCUGUCAUUGUUUCCGUUUCCACCUCCGAGAAGCCUCACGCCUCCACAUCUCUCUUUUUGUUUUGCCUUGAAUCCGUUACGGUACGUGGUAGUUUGGGCGAUCUGAAGUUUGAGAAAAGUUGAUAUCUUUUUUUUUCCAGCCAUGGGGGACAUCGAGGCUCCCGACUCGAAUCGGCCGCGCCAGAAUGUCCUUCUCUCUGUUCUUCCGAGCAAAGAGUUCGCCUCCUCAAGGAAAGGAAUGCUGCUUAUUGCUGAAGUGGCGCUGUCCUUUAUAUCAUUUGUGUGUUUCGCGGCAUCCACGGCAGCAGCCUUUGUGACAGUUCCCCUGCUGGAGUUCCUGGCGGCGCUCUUCUUGUUGUUCGCUUACUCCACCAAAUUCAAUGAGAGGUUUAAAGGCUUCCUCUGGCCUCUUAUGGAUUUCAUGAGAUGUGUGACCGCCUCCAUUAUCUUCUUCAUCAUCUCAAUAAUUGCAGUGUCCAAAUAUGUGGACGGUUCCUCUAAGGCUGCUGGGAUAUUUGGGUUCAUUGCCACAAUCGUUUUCGCUUUAGAUUUUUACCUAAUUUUUAAUGAGCUGGCCACUUUCCUGAAGCAAGGCGGAGGGGAGUCCAAUGAGGAGCCAUCAAGACAGCAAGAUGAGUUUUCAGACUCUGAUUCAGACUGAGACCACAGACCAGCACCACCAUGAGAUCUUCACCAGCUGACAUGUUUGACCAUAUAAAACAUGUCAAACCUUUGCAGGAGAAAUUUCUACUGCUGAGCUAUCAUCUGCAAAGAUGCACACGUGUUUUAUUAUGUCACAAGGUUACAUGAAUACUAUGUACAGUAGAAAUCACAUCAAGGUUGCAUUAUUGGUUGGUUAAAUACGUGCAUUCAUUGGUAGUUGGGGGACUUUCUCGCUACAGUCUCCUAGAGCCAAAAGGAGGGGGGGAGAACAGACCCUGUUUACGUCUUCUGUUGAGCAUCCAAGGGUUGAAAUGUAUUUCACACAUCAAUCAUGUCAAGACAUUCAGGAAACAAGUCUAAACGGAUGCGUCAAAUAUGUUUAAAUUACAUUACAAGUAGUUUUUAAAAUAAUGCUUUCAUGCUCAAACUCAUAUCUGUGUCUUAGAUGAUUUGGGAAAAAUAUAAAUGCCAACCUGAUACUUACAUAA